AGAGAGAGAGAAAAAGAAAGAAAGAAAAUGUGUGUGUGUGUUUUUUGUGCAUGCGUCCGGUGUUUAGCAGUGUAGCUGUGCAGCAGCAGCAGCAGCAGCAGUUAGCAGAAGAUGCUCACAGUUAGCUCCCUGCUCAGAAUGGAGGCUCCCACCGGCUGGUACGUGUUUGUUUAACCGGGAGAACCGCUGCUCAGUGCGACACGGACCCGAGGAGAAAUGGCCGGAAUCAUCAAAAAGCAAAUCCUGAAACAUUUGUCCCGGUUCACCAAGAAUCUGUCCCCGGACAAGAUCAACCUGAGCACGUUGAAGGGGGAGGGGCAGCUGUCCAACCUUGAACUCGAUGAGGAGGUUCUGCAGAACAUGCUUGACCUGCCGACCUGGCUGGCUGUCACACGGGUCUACUGCAACAAAGCCGCCAUCAGGAUACAAUGGACGAAGUUGAAAACAAGCCCUAUCUGCCUGUUCUUGGAUAAGGUCGAGGUGGAGAUGAGGACGUGUGAAGAGCCUCGUCCACCCAACGGCCCCUCUCCUAUCGCUAUCACAGCAGGCCAGAGCGAGUACGGCUUCGCUGAGAAAGUGGUGGAGGGCAUGUCUGUUAGAAUCAACUCCAUCACCAUCAAGGUGCAGGCUCGGGCCUUCCACGCCUCCUUUGAGCUCUGGCAGCUACAAGGCAACAGCCUCAACCCCACAUGGCAGCGCAGUGACCUCCGCUACACCCGCGUCACCGACCCAAAGAGAGGAGAGGUUUUGACAUUCAAAGAAAUCAACUGGCAGAGUCUACGAAUCGAGGCGGAUGCCAUUGAGAGUGAUGACCAGGACCUCGGCAGCACCCCGUUACGUCUCAUCACCAACCAGGGACGCAUUCGCAUCGCUCUGAAACGCAAAAUAAAGGACUGUAAUGUGUUGGCGUCCAAGCUGCUCUUCAUUUUGGACGACCUGCUGUGGGUGCUGACCGACUCUCAGCUCAAAGCGAUCAUUCAUUACGCCAAAUCUCUCAGCGAGGCCAUGGAGAAGUCGGCCCAGCAGAGGAAGAGCAUGACCGCUGAAUCCCUGCAGACGUCUCCUCCAUCUCCUGGCCUCCACAGCUUGUGGACGGAGCCCCCGCCUGCUCCGACCGGCACCCCCAACAACAUGAGUCAAUACUUUGAUCUCUACGAUGUUAAGGAGUCUUCGUACCACACAUUCAUAUCCCGCUUGGACUUACACAUAUGCAACGAUAGUUCUUCAAUGGAUGAAGAUGAGCCUCCUCCGGGUUUGCAGGGUGCGAUGCAGCUGACCUUCAGGAAGCUGGGUUUUGAUUACUAUCCCAUCCACAGACCUGCUGAUGGGUGUCGACACUGGGAGCGUCACAGUGGAGCCAUGGAGGCUCAGGCCCAGUGGGCUAGGAAACUGCUGCAGGAGUACCACAGGAGAGUAGAGGCCUCCGGGCUCCCAGGGCCACACACUGAGGGGCCCCGGCCAACCAAGGACUGUCCUGCAAAGCCAGGCCAAGAUGGACAGUCUGACAAAGACCAGACGACCCCCAGGAGCACUGCUCCGACCGGGUCAUCACUGAAGAGGCUGCGGUCGAGCUGCGUGGUGGUCAGGGUGGAUGACGUGGACAUUCACCAGGUGUCUACAAGGGGCCGUCAGAACAAGAAGACCCAGUCUUUAUUGUCCUGUAACCGUAAAGCUUUGCCAGACUGCGUACCAGCAAUUCAUCUGCAGUUCACUGAGUACUACUUUCCUGACAACCCAAGUCUCUCAGUGCCCACCUCGAACCUGUAUGCCCAGUUGAAUGGCCUGCAGCUGUGUGUGGACCCAGCCAGCGUGCUGUGGAUCAAUCUGUUUUCCAGGGGUCUGCUGCACACGCUGGACCAGGUCAAAGCUUUCUACCAUUUGCAAGACAGUAGCAAGGCUGAAGAGCAUCUGGACGUCCGCAUGGAUACAGCUCAGCUUAAGUUGAUCAUUCCCUUGGAUUCCUCCAUACUGGACCAUCCAGAGCGUCCACAGUCUCUAUGCAUUACUGUUCCCCAGAUGGCUCUCAGCAACAGUCGCCUCUGCCCCCAUGGCUCUAGAGCUGACCUCCACACCAUCUAUGACAAGUUUGCCAGCUGCUCUUUCUUCCAACCCACGUCACCCUGCUCUUACCCCAGAGACCUUAGUGCCUUCCACCCCAUCCCCUCGUCCUUCCUCCAUCACUCCCAAGAGACGGAGCCUCAACCUCUAGAGGGAAAGCAGUUACGAUCCCAGGACGUCUGGUCCCUCAGUCUGUCCCGUGUAACCCUGGGUUUUGAUGGAGCUCGGCGAUUCCCCAAAGGCCGGACCCAGCCCUUUGUCGAGCCCUUUGCCGUGUCCGUGUGGAUCUGUCAGCCUGCUGCCUUUAAAAGCGCUUCAUCGUCUUCCUCCUCCAGUCCCAGCAGAGCCCACCAGCCUUCUCCAGAACAGGAACCGGCUUCACUUGCCUCCAUCCACUUCCUGGUUCACACUAACACUCCAGUGAAAUUGUGGCUCAACCACUACCAGUAUGUAGCACUGCUGAGAAUGAAGGAUUCCAUGGCUCGGUUGGGGGCCGAGCUGGGCCGGGAUCUGCGAGAUGUUAAACAGGCACGUGGCCAGAAGACAAACAACCCUGCUUCUGUUUGCGUUGCCCUUCUGGUGGACUCGGCAGAACUAGGUCUCCUGCUGCCACCAGUCAGCUCAGAGCCAGAGGAAGAGGUCCCCCACACUCCAGAGACAGACAGCAUGACAGACUCUGAUAUUUCCCCGAUUCAUCACUCGGCAGAGGGGGUCCUGGAGGACGGUGGGUUGGAAAAUGGCAUCUCCUCUGCGUUUGAUCAGGAUGAACACGUGGAGGAGGCGUGUGAGGCUGUGGAGGAGGGGCCGGAGCAGGGCGGUUUGUCAACACAAGUGGACAAUGCUGUCCUCUCACCCCCCCUGUCACCUGGACACUCCCCUGCCCUCUCCCGCGUGCCGUCCAGCUUUAGCCUGGAAGGAGAGCUGUCAAGCGCCAUUAACGUCACCAAGGAUGCGACUAAAGAUGCCAUCAGUGCCUCGCUGGACCUGACAAAAGGGGCGUUUUCAAUAACAAAAGAUGCAUUUAGCAUCCUGAGUCGUGGCUCGGGGAUGAGCAAACUGUUCAGUCAAAAGGAACAGGUCCAGCGUUCAGAAGAGUCCUCCCCCUCGUUGGCUGCCGGCCUGCGUCACCAACCAAUGAAGCAGUCUCCUUCCCAGCAUUCCUUCGAUAGUGCUAUCUUGGAGGGCAGCCUACCUGAUGAGAAUCAUGUGGAUAGUGACGUCAGCGACAAUUUUGUUAUUCUCAUGGACUCAGAGUCAGGUGUGGAGUCCAUGCGACCCAACAACACUCCACUAGGCAGCCGGGGAAGCCCCGCCCCAGGGACAGAGGGAGGUUCAUCAGCUGACCUCAGCAGCUCCCUGUCCCAAAGUACUGAGGACGUGUCCCAGGACAUGUCUUCGGUGUUGUUACUGAUCAUGAGUGGAGCAGCAUGUACCAUGGAAGUAAAGGGAGAAAACCAAGUUGUGGCUGUGGAAGCCCAAAGCCUGAGCCCUGUGCAGAUGGGCACCGUCAAGGUGUCUGACGUGCUGACUGGGCUCGUACAAGCUCCCGGUGGACCAGUCCAGAACCAGGACAGGCGAGGUGGGUCUCCAGUGGUGCGCAUGCGAGCAGAAAUGGGUCCGUCUGCAGCCCGACACUCUUCCCUGGCUGAGUCUCUGGGGUUCCUGGAUGUGAGAGUGCAGGACUGCCAGGCCGAGUUGUUAGCCUCCACAGUGACUAACAUCGGGCCUUUCCUCGAAGACGAAUUCAGUGUUGAUGGCCAACCGAUGAAGUUACACAUGAGCAACAUCACCAUCACCAUGAAGGAUGACGGCCCUAGAAACUAUCCCACAGCCCCUCAACCUGUCCCAGCCACUUUCAUCGUGGAUCAGCUUCUCCUGGAGCGCAGUGACGAUGGCAUCAUGAGGCUCAAAGCAGGUGCUCCUGUGGCUGGUCCAGACAACACAGACACUUCCUGUGCUGUUCUACAGAAGAGAGAGAGACAGACUCUGGAGUCGCAGCUCUCUGAUGCCCAGGCUGUCCUCACCCAGGCCCUCAGUGACAGAGAGCGCCUCCUUCUGGAACUCAGAAAGUAUGACCCCGCGUUUACUCUCUGACCCCUGAUCAGUGCUGACUGACUGUGAUCAGACAUAUCAGGAUGAAGGUCAGGAAACUUGAAGACUCACGUAAAGACAUGUCAGGGCAUUAGUCAUGUUUGAGAAGAAAAUGAAAGUUGAGGCUUUGGAUCACUUCCCAUUCUAUUAUCAUGCUACUCAUGAGAUAUGAAAAGAGCCCUUAUAAAAACUACUUAAAGGGGAAGCUAGUGGACUAACUUAUAGGUACAUUAUUGGUACUAUAUUUCAACUGGGCAGUGUCGAUAUUCCUCACUGCGUCACUAAACCCAAGUUAUUGUGGUUGUUUCAUUCACUAAUUCAUUAGUGUGGACAGUGAACUCAGUGUGUGGUUUCAGUGUUUGUCACAAAGCAUGCAAGAGUAAACAUCAUCCAGCUUUAAUCCUCUCCACUUUAAUACUAGUGUUACGAAACUGUUGAGUCAGGCACAAGCCAAAACCUCCUCUUCACAUGCACUGACACUGCCAGACAGUCAUCAGUCGCUCCUUCUGCAAAAUACAACACAAGUUACCGUCAAGCAUGCUUUGUGAACAGUGCUAAUUUACACAUAGCACAUUUACAGAUAGUCAUAACGUUAGGCUAAGUGACGUAGAGUUCCUCUGUUUAAGUGUUAAAUACGAUAGAUCCAUGUUUUUUCUUUUCUUUUACAAGUAUUAUAAAAUAGGUAUUACCUGUUGUUGGAGAUGUGAUUUAAUAGGUAGGGAAAUCAAAGCACUUUUUAAUUUAAUAAGAAAAGAAGGAAGAAGCAUAACAACACUGCUUUCAUAGAGAGAGGGAUGUGUCACAGUGUUGUGUUGUUUUAUCACCAGUGGUCACACAAACUUAACAAGUUCUCUCUGUUCUCAGAAAGCAGGUCGACUCAUUCCCCAGUGUUGUGUUAUUCUCCGAGCUGUGAAAGGUUUAUCGUUUUUCUUUUGUACUGUGAAACGGUGCUCGGUGGCAGAAUGUCACGCCUUUCGUCCCCCCCCCCGGCUCUGGAGAGCAGGUUGCACGGUACCUUCAGUAUUGUAACCGGUUUAGUGUUUUCACUCUCUGCUGCGAGAGGUUUGGUAUUUUAGCAAAACCAGACAUAGAAUACUUGACCCUCUUGAAACGUGUUAUUGUAGCUUGCCAGGAAACAAGUCAGACUGCUUGUGUUAUUACCUCUGUACACAUUGAUCAUGUUUAGUGAUCAGACAUGAUGAACUUAAUGCUCACUGUGUUUGUUGUUUUACAUGUGUAUUUAUUUAGAUUUGUCAACGCCUGUGUUUUUGUGCGACCAGAUUGACGACGGUGUAUUGAAGCCAUAUCAAUCAAAGAAGGUGACAUUUUAAAAAGCUACGGUACUGCUUAUACUCACAUACUGUCUUUUUAUGUAUGUUAUCAAACCCACAACAAAAACGGAUAUUUCCCAAUGUUACACCCUGAUCUGAUAGUUUAUCUAUGGGGCCGGUUGCCAGUUCAAAUUUGUCACUUUCCUUUAUUCGUGCAUAAAUCUGUUACAUGCAUCGAUUCAAACAAUGAUUGAUUUGUUCAUCUGUUCAUCAGUGUAACAUUGAUUUCAUGAAUUCUUUCUAGAAAAUGACCUCAUGUCAGUGUCUCAUUCUGUACCCUGGAGACCUCUGGUGGCUGUCUCACCACAGCACUGCUCAUUCAGAAUUCAGUAGUAUUUAUCUUUUUUUCAAUCUGUGGUUGCCUUGCAAGCUAUGAAUGAUAUUUUUCCAUUCUUAAAGAGGAAUGUAAAAUAUUGAAGCAAUAGAAAAGAAAGCUUAGUUUGAACCAAAAACAUGACAACGAACAGUAACACUAUAUGUUUGAUGUUGAAUUCUUAACAUUACUUAUAUCAAAGAAAAUCAAUUUACUCGUCUGUCAGGUUUUUAGUGUUUUUCCCCCUCAACUGCAUGUGGACUCCUCAUCAUCUCCUCAGUCUGUGUAACCAGGCAGCAACUCUGCCCUUGAACCUCAGUGUCACUUGUACUUGUGAUCUUCUCCUCAGCUCUUGGUGUUUUAUGUUUUUGCAUGGCCUCAGUAAACAAACAUGUGGUGGUGGUACGAAACUGAACGUCCCAUUCUGGAUGCGACAUAUGUAGCUGUAGAGUUGCUCACUCCUCUGUCAGGCCUCAGCGAUACGUAGCGUCCCUGAGCUGCAGACAAACUGGUGCUCUGAUACCUGCUGACUUCCUUUUUGCACUCCAGAGCAGGCCAGGGUUUCCAUGACAACUGAACCCUUACCCAGUGUGCCAUGAAAAAAGAUGAGAUGGACGGAGAGGGAAGCAGGACUCACUUCAGGGUGUGUUUCUCUCUCUCUCGGUGCAUGUGCUGAAGUGAUGUAUGUUGUAUAUGCCUCGUGAAUUACUUGCACUUGUGUAGUAACUUCACUGGAAAUUGCACUUGUUUUAAUGUAAAUCACUUCAGAGGACUCCUUGUGAUAUCUUCCUAAGUGGCGCAGAAGUCGCAGCCCCUGUGGACAGUCUUUUUUUUGGCAUUUAUGUAGAAUUACAUUGAAUUUUGUAUCGUCUUUACCACUUCAUCAAGACUAAUAUAAAACUGGUUCUGUGAACCAACGUAUGUGGAACAUAUUUGAAAAAGGUGACAGAAUAAAUGAAUUGCUGAACACUU
Hippoglossus stenolepis (Pacific halibut) is the source of this 6765-nucleotide messenger RNA. RefSeq names its product UHRF1 binding protein 1 (gene bltp3a). The coding region runs from base 217 to 4152 and encodes 1311 amino acids. NCBI's taxonomy places the organism in Eukaryota, Metazoa, Chordata, Actinopteri, Pleuronectiformes, Pleuronectidae. The record is from RefSeq and is a predicted model, not a curated record. The transcript has 21 exons.